Messenger RNA from Pogonomyrmex barbatus (red harvester ant), 2430 nucleotides. RefSeq names its product cytochrome P450 9e2 pseudogene. NCBI's taxonomy places the organism in Eukaryota, Metazoa, Arthropoda, Insecta, Hymenoptera, Formicidae. The record is from RefSeq and is a predicted model, not a curated record.
CAGUUGCAAAGUCACUUUCAUGGUGCGUGUAUCGCAAAGUAAAAUAAUAUAAUUACUACGAGUUAACUAUUCGUAAUCAGACAAGAAAGUUCUCAAGAUAAGUAAUAGAACUCAUGUAAUAAUGUAAUUUACAAUUUUGAAUUUCACUUUCUUGCGUUAUUUACGUCUAACAAUCAAAUAUAAAAAUUAUUUAAUCCAUUUUGGACAACGAUUGGAACAUAACCAGAAACUGUUUCUUCUGUUGCAAAUAAUUUGAAGAUACAUAUUGCAAUGGAACUGUCUACAUGGCUUUUGACCAUCCUUACAGCAAGUAUUGGCUUGUAUUAUUAUAUUCUAUACAAGUUGUCUUAUUUCAAGCGAUUGAAAGUUCCGCAUGAGCGCCCGACUCCACUGAUAGGCAACAUGGGCCCUUUUAUUUUCCGACGUAUGUCCAUUCCGGAAAACAUACAAAGAUUAUAUAAUCUUUUUUCGGAUGCAAAAUACUUUGGCUUUUAUGACUUUAUGACACCAACAUACGUCAUCCGCGAUCCAGAUCUAAUCAACACCAUCGCUAUCAAACAAUUCGACAAUUUCUGCGAUCACCGUAGUUUUGCAAAUGAAAUUUUGGAUCCAAUGGCUAGUAGAAAUCUUUUUGAUUUGAAAGGGGAUCACUGGCGCGAGAUGCGGAAGCUUCUUAGUCCUAGUUUCACGGUCAGCAAAAUGAAGACGAUGUUUGGACUCAUGUCUCAAUGCGCCGAAAAUUUGAUCGAUUUUAUGAUAACGCAAUCUGGAAAAAAUGGAAAGUCAUAUGACAUGAAAGAAAUAUUAAGCAGAUAUGCCAAUGAUGUAAUUGCCACGUGUGCUUUUGGCAUCAGUGUGGAUUCUUUUAAGCAUCCAAAUAAUGAAUUCUUUUUACUAGGCCAAAAAUCGAAAUUUGACGGCUGGUUAACCUUCGUAUUCUUUAUGCAGAGAAAUAUUCCCGCCCUUGCAAAGCUUUUAAAACUGAGAAUGUUUGGUCCAUAUGUAGAAAAUUUUUUUAAAAAUAUUGUUUCUAACACGGUGAAGAUCAGGGAUGAGCAAGGAAUUGUUCGUCCGGAUAUGAUUCAAUUGAUGAUGGAGACUAGGAACAAAGAUACCGGACCUGCAUAUGACAUCAACGAAAUGACUGCCCAGGCGUUUGUUUUCUUUCUCGCCGGAUUCGAUGCUACAUCAACAGCCAUGUGCUUCAUGGCGCACGAAAUUGGUGUCAAUCCUGAUGUUCAAAACAAAUUGAGGGAAGAAAUCGAUAAUGUCCUUAAACAAACUAACGGCAAACCUACCUAUGAGGCUAUUAACCAUAUGAAGUAUUUGGAUGCCGUAGUAAACGAGACUCUCAGAAUGUAUCCAAUAGGAUCUUUCAUUGAUAGAAGAUGCGUUAAAGAGUAUGAAUUACCACCAGCGACUCCGGAUGGCAAACCUAUUACGCUGAAACCUGGUGAUAACAUAUGGCUUUCACAUUAUCCUCUACAUCGCGAUCCGAAGUAUUAUUCACAACCGGACAAGUUCAAUCCAGAAAGAUUCGUCAGUGGGAAAGUAGACAAUUCGAUCUACAUGCCAUUCGGUAUAGGACCCAGAAUGUGCAUAGGUAAUAGAUUCGCUCUAAUGGAAGCAAAAAUUCUGCUGUUCUAUUUGCUGUGGCACUGCGAUCUGCUGCCUGACGUUAAAACUAAAGUUCCCAUAGUAAUAAGCAAGCACUCAUUUACUACGUUAGCAGAGGGAGGCUUCUGGUUAAAAGUACGUGCGAGAAAAUAGAAUGCUCCUACUAUUUAACGUUUAUCAAAUACAUGUAAUCUUCUCAACUAUGAGACAAUUCGCAUUGGCUUAGACCAUAGUGGAAGGAGAAAUGGCACGCACGCGUUUUACAAUAAACUGAACAAUGAUAAAGAUAGACGUGCAUUGUCUGCACCGUAGUGUUGCUGAGAGCUUCCAUAUAGUAAUAUUACAUAUAUCAAAUGGACAUGGUCGGAAAACAAUGUCGAAUAUAUAUUUAUAAUUCAUUUUGAAUCGUGUAUUUGAAGUUGUCCUUUUAAAUUUCAAAAUGUAUUUGAACUUUUUUCUCUAUCAUAUGUUUAAAACGAUUAUAAAAUUGAAACCAAAAAUUUAUAAGUCACACAACCAAUUUUCUAAGAAAGUAAAAUUUAGAAACCAUUUAGAGUUAUAUUCUAAAGCGUAAUACUUAGAAUAAUAUAGCUUUAAUAUGGAAUAAUUUUCACAUAUUUAUAUGUGUAUGUGUAUGUAUUAGAGUAAGUAAUAACGCAUGAUAACUGUUUAUUUUUCAUUAUUUUAUGUUGUUCUUGUAAUUCAUUAUAUUCAAAAUUGUAAUUUUAUAUUGGAUUAUUAAGUUAAUAACACUUACAUAAUAAAUUUAAAAUAUUUAAUACAAACAAUAUAUUAAUUUACGUAAAAACGUUA